GUCAGAAUCUAAUUAUUUAGCUUGUCAAUUAAAGGUUUCAAUGUUAUUGGUGUCUACUCCUCCUCCCAGGGCCCUGUUAAGUAACCUGCUUCGAUGUAGAGCGGGGGGUUAUAUUUUUUCUAAGAUGAAUUUCUUUUAAGCGAAAGUGUAGACGUUUCAUAAAUACAGUAAUGGAAGUGGUUUUUUUUCAAAAUUAUUUUUUUUUGUAUUUUUUUUCUCUAGUUAUUAUCAGUGUCCAGAGUACACAUCUUCAGGGAACAUGGGAUACUUCUGAUUUUUUUAUGUUUCUCUCUAAAUUUGGAUUUCAAAAAACAGACCUUCACCGUGAAAAGGAAACAGACGGUUAUAUAUUCGGCAAUAUUACUUCCAGAAGUAAUACAAGCUACCAUGGAACAUUAGCAGUACUGAAUAGAGACUAUUUUCUGGAAUAUUAUGGAAAUAGGUUCAUUUUUGAUAAAGAUAAAGCUUGUGCUAAGAUGUUCAACAAGCUUAGCACAGUUGCUUAUGAUCCAUACUGUUAUGAUGAAGGAUAUGAUUUUCUAAGGAAAGUUCCAUGUCUUAAAGGAGAACUUUGUGAGGAUGAAGAUUCUCCUCAAAAUGUUGUUAAGCACUCUCAGUUUACUUAUCAUAUUAGAGACUUGAGUGAGCCUAGGUUUUGGUAUGUGAGUUUGGUCUCGUGUUAUCGUAAUUCAACUACCUGUCAAUGGCAUCAUACACCUCACAAUAUACAAAUUGAAUAUGACAUUUGGUUGGUUAAUGGCAAUCCUAAUUCAAGCAAUUACAACCCACUUGUAUAUCAAUUUUCAUUUGAUAGACAGAAUACUAUUGAAUUAUACUUGGUGUUUUUCUUGAUCUACUUUGUUCUGGUUCCAUUACAAAUUUUCGCUGUUGUGAGGCAACAGCACCCUGUGACCAGACUUUUUACGGCAAGCCUGAUUUUAGAAUUUCUUGGAUUGCUAUUUAAUUUAAUAAGUGUUAUGAAGUUUGUUGUGGAUGGUGUCGGUUAUCCCAAAUUGGCUGUAAUUGGUGAUGUUCUGGAUAUCCUUUCUAGAACAACUUUUAUGCUUUUACUUCUUCUACUAGCUAAAGGCUGGGCUGUUACAAGACAAGAAUUUACCUGGAAACCACUCCUUUUCUCUGUAUGGUUCAUUUAUGGAGUUGUUCACAUAUUAUUGUUUGUAUGGAAUAAGACUGAAGUGGAUAUAAUUGAAGAUAUAGAUGAAUAUCAGACUUGGCCAGGCUGGUUGAUAUUGGUUUUGAGAUGCCUUAUUAUUGUUUGGUUUCUUUUGGAGUUGAGAACAACGAUGAGGUAUGAGCACAAUGAGUCAAAACUGAAUUUUUUCCUCCACUUUGGAGCAUCGGCAUUGGUCUGGUACAUUUACCUGCCUAUCGUUGCUCUUUUGGCUCUGCUCAUUCCUCCAUUUUGGAGAUACAAACUGCUGUUAGGUAUUACUUAUUCUGCAGAUUGCCUCGCAUACUGUGUUAUGACUCAUUUAUUAUGGCCUACUCGAAGUGAACAGUAUUUUUUAUUAGCACAUCGUGGUGAUGCAUCUGAUGAACUUGACGAAUUCAACGAAGCUCCCCAUGUUCUAAAUUCUGGAGAAAGUUUAAUCCCCUCUUGGGAUAAAAAUCCUUUAAUUACUUAAUGGGAUGUUCGGUUCCAUUCUUGGAGCUAUGGAAAAACUGAUGAAAAUAGUAUUAUACAAGCCCUUCAUCAAUCAUAGAAAUCGUAUUACUGAUAAAGGAGUCAGGUAUAAAGUGUUUACUGGUUGUUGAGUGGUAAGGAUUCAUAAUUGAGCCAAAUAAAGGUGUAGAUUAUUGUAAAUGGCCAGGUGACUGAUGUUUGGCUGAAGAAAAAAUUAUUUUCUUAAUGAGAUUAAUAACGCCAGAUUUUUAUUUUAUUUUAGUAUGACAUGAUACAAGAUAUUUGAUUAUAUGUAUGAAUUAAUUUUUUUUUUUUAAUGUUUAUAUUAGGGGACUAGGAUAACUCUUAAAUCAAGAAUGCAAUUUAAAUUGUUUUCAGUUUAUUUUGAUAUUUUUUUUAAUUUAAGAAAAAACAAUUAUUUUCUUAGAUAUUGAUUUUAUCUUGAAAAAACAUUUUUGGGGGUAAUACAUAUAUUUGAACUUCCAUUACACAUAAAUGAAACAAAAUAAUAUAAAAUAUUUAUUACUAUUAAGGACUUUUCCACUACUGUGGUUGUCCUUGACCUAAAGGACAUAUGGUUGUCCUUUAGGUCAAAGAUAAAUAAAAUAUCCUAAUUUUAAUUAAUAAUGUACCCUCUUAUUAAAUAAUAGAAACAUAUUUAGUUUCUAAAAAAAUUAUUUCUGAAAAUAUUUCAUAAUUUUGUAGAGCCUAUAAUAUGCUGUUCAGAGGUAAACUAGUAAGUAAAAUUUUGAAAGUUUUACAGAAGAGCAAGAAGUUUCAGAUCACACUGUAUUGCUUGUUGUGGAGAGUGGAUGAUCUUUAUAUUUGAACUGCUACACUUUUUAUUACUUCUCCUAAUUUAUUUAUAGUAUUUUACCCUUGGAAAAUACGGCUAAAAUAAAGCAAAUAUGGACAGUGAAAAUAGACACCCUAGUUUAUUACCGACAUAUAAAUAUAAUAUACCUGAAAGGAGUUUCUUCUGCACUUUUCUUUUUUCAUGAAGAGUAGAGAAAUUGAUUUUUAGCCCAAUUAGUUUGAGUUAUUACUCCAUUUUUCCAAGUUUUAUAAGCCAAUGUUGUCUCUCAGUUACCCAAUUCUAUUUCUUAUAAAGAUUGAAUGACUUCAUUUUAAUUCAAAGUUCAUAAGUUGGAACUUUAAUUCACUAAGCUUUUCAGAACCUGUCAAACAAUCUCUGUUGAUUGCUUUCUCUUGUGAAAACUCAUUAACAGAAAAACUUACUUAUAAUGCUUUCCUAUGACCAAAGAAAAUAACUGAAGACUAAAAAAGAAAGCUCAAAUUAUUUUUUUAAAAUAUUUAAAAUAAAACUAAAAAUCGUUUAAUUAUUAGGUACUUGUCGGUUAGCCAGACAGGACCGACUGCUAUCUGCCAAUGUUUAUAACCUGAACACUGAUAAGGCUUCUCAUAAUUCCUAUCUUCAUAUUCAUAUUUAUUGCAUUAUAUUCAUAUUAUUGUAAUUGUGAACAAAAACAAAUGUAAUAAUAAAAAAAUACUUUUAUUUUACAACAUAUAUAUUAAAUAGACGAAAACAAAUGUAAUAAUAACAAAACAGUGGUUAAAUAGUUGACUGUCAUGAAUAAUGAGAAGAACAAUAGUUGGGGUGAUCAGUCAAAUCAGAAGGCAAAAAUAAAUGAUAAUAUUUAUUUUGUCAUUUAUUUUGUCAAAUAAAUAUUAUCAUUUAUUUUUGCCUUCUGAUUUGACUGAUCACCCCAACUAUUCUUCUUCUCAUAAUAACAAAACAGUUUGUUUUUAAAUUGAAAUAGACAAAAAGAAAUUUGAUCUACUUCAACGACUUUGUCAGGCCCUCCAAUUUUUUUACUUGACCUGUAUAACAUGUUAUGGGCACAAACCUCUCUUAAACAUUUGUUCCACGUUACCAUAGUUUCCUUGGAUAGGUUCAGGGCAGCAACCCGCAGGGGCUAGCUGAAGUGCGCAGCUAGUGGAGAUUGACGAUCCUUCGGAUCCUGAGUUCCACACACUGCACUAACACAUACACAGGACAGUAUACCACACAUACACUGACACAAGGUCACCUACACUACACACCCUAGGGUCACCUAUCCUAGGAAGCCGCCUCGGAUGAGGGAGCAGGUCAGGAUGCCCUAAGGAGGCAGCCCCUCCACCUGACUAGGGGGCAGUGGGCUGAUAACCUACUCCUCUAAAAUAAGUCUUAUCACAAACAAACAAAAGAUUAGAGCUGGAUUGAACUUAAGGAAUAUGACAAGGCGCGGAAAACGAAAGUCGCAAGGAAGACGUAUGAGACGCAUUCAGGGUAGGAGACCGAGAGAGGACCCAGAAUCUCCUGGGAAGAGGGCGUGCGAGAUGCAUUCCAAAAGCGAGGUUUAGAAUGGAACAGGAGACGAGAGCUGGUACUGGAAAGGUCCACCUGGUCCAAGCUCUACAAGAAGCAACCUCACACUGCAUAGCGGUAAAGAGGAAUAUGAUUAUGAUGAUGAGUUUCAGGUGUUCUUUGUCCCACUUUAUCGUUGUUAAAUUAUGGGACCACCCAUAAAUAAAUUUUAAAGCUGUUAAAAAUGAAAUCUUCGACCCGUCUAACCACGUUCCUUUCCUUAUAGAAACUUUUUUGUUAUAAGUGGUAUGAAAGAAUCUCCAUUUCGUCUUCCUGUCUAACUUCAUUUGAUGACCUUCUUCACACAAUUUCACGUUUCGAAUCAUCCCAGCGUUUUGAAAAUAUUCAAUAGCCUCUUCUUCUGAAGACGGUAAUUACCAGAAUGUAAUAACAUCCAUAAUUUGAGGAUAAUAACAAAAAUAAACAAUGGAAUAACUCAAGGCUUUCACGAGAUAAGAAGGGAGGUUAUGUGAUGUAACAUUAGAUAACAAGUGAGGUUUCGUCCAGGCCUCCUAACCGACAAAGUUCCUGGUUUUAAAAAUUAAGUUUUUUAAAAACAGUAUUUUCGAGUUAUCUUGCACUUGGAAAGGAUAAAAAAAAAAAUUAAUCAUGUGGUGUUCAAAACAUUUUAUUUUAUAACAAUAUAUUAGGUAAUAUUAUUGGUUUAUUACAAAAAGUCACUAAGUACAUUUUUGUUGUAGGUAAACUUUUAAGUAUAUAUUGUGAAUUUCAACCUUGUUUUUUAAUGCUAUAACACAGGAAAUGCAUCCAAGUGACGUAGUUUCUCAAAAAUAGUUACAGAUGCACUAUGUUACAAUGGUUCUAUUAUUACAUUUUAUUCUAAAGGGAUGUGUUUUAGAAUAUAUAAAGCAUAUUAUUAUGUUCUGAUGAACAGAGAGUAAAUUCAUCACAGUAUUUGUCGAUUUAAUUUUAUAAAAUGUUACUUAAUGCAACUAAGCAAUGAUUUAUUUUGAAAUAAAUAUUAUCAACACAUCAUUUACCAAGCUAAAAAAAAUUUUGCUCGAAAAUCUGCUGCCCAGAGUUUCUCCCUCUUUUACCCUCGUUUUGGCCCUGUCCCUUCUAUCAAACUCAAAUUCAUCUUUUAUGUUUGGAAAACUUAUGGUUAUUGUGAUCGUUCAGGAUCAAAAAAUGCAACUUAAUUUAUUUUUUUAGGAAAUCAUAGUAUUCACAGAAAAUAUUAAGAUCUAUCUCAUAACUAGGACUUGGAUCUGAAGAUUUAAAUUUUCCUAGGAAUAGAUCAUAAAAAUCAAUUUUUAGCUCAUUGAUGACAUAGUCCCUAUAUCAGAUGGGGUGACCCAGAUGAGAUGGCCAUCAAUGGCCAAGUUUAGAGAUGGAUUCAGUGCCAUCAAUGAGCUUUGCGCUGAAUUUAGGACUAAGCCAUCAGUGAUUCAAUCGAUGAAUAAAUUAACAAGCUGAAUUCUAUUAAUGAGUUAGGAACUUGCCCAAAUAUUUAUAUGUGUGUGGGGAAUAAUACCUGCUAAAUUUCUUGAAAAUUAAACUAAUAUAAUAAAAUAAAAUAGUUUUACCACUAUUUAGCCUUUUUAUGACCGCAACCCCGGACCAUCUCCUUCCUUUAUAAUGCAACGGUCAACUAUUAAAUAUUCGAAAAGCCUAUUAUUUUUUACAAAAUAGUUGGUUACCCAACUAUACAACAGUACAAACAACGCUGAGAUGUGUUAAAAAAAGCAUUGUCAUCGGAGUACUUCUAUGUACUUUAAUUUAGAGCUGUAUGAAUAGAAAAUGCUCUAAAAUAAAGAAUUUGUAUUUGAAAUCUGCUAUCCAAUAUCGGCAUUGAUCUGUUGAAAACUCUUUUUCCCUUCACACAACUUUCUCUUAUCACUUUUUUUUGGCAUAAAUAGAUAUUUUUAAACACAAGAAAGUGAAAGUAACAAUGAUGGACAGUACAAAAUUUAAUUUAAAAUUGUUAAUUACCAUGUUUUUCACACUUGUCUAAUAUAUUCUGUGGAUAAUGUGUAAAAGAGCAAAACUCAUAUUUAUAGAAAAACGCAAUUGAAAGUUCAUAUUUUCAGAAGUGCAAGUUCAAUUUUUCGAGUUUCAACCCGUGAAAGAAUGUUAUCUCUGUAAUAGCUGCAUUACUUAGCACGUCUUCAAAGGGAGAGAGAAAAAUUAGCUUUCUAAUGAUACCCAUAAAAAUUCACAAAAUUACACUUAAUUAAUUAAUUAAAAGGUACUUUAGAAGAAGAGAUUUUGAAAAUUAGGCAUUUAAGCUCUGUUAGAGAACAUGAAUGAGAAUAAGACCUACACCAUGUUAAAAACUGCUUAAUUUUACACUGAUAUAAUGAAUCUAAUCAUAAUUGUUAGAGCCGUUUUUGUAAAAUCUAUGAUAUUAAGUGGCUCUUCUGGUAAGCCGAUUUUGAGGAAAAAGUAGCUGUUGCAUUCUAGCCAUAUAGAUGCCUUAAAUAGGUAAUAUCAGUUUGAUAUGACUUCGUUUUUGACUUAGAUUGUUGACAUAAGUACACACACCAUUUUUUGGGGCUUGGUUAUUUGGAGUCAGGGAUAUAUCUCAAAAGAUAUAUUUCCGUUAUAAACUCAAAUUCGAAAAUUUUCACAAUCACAAUACUUUCUCUUCCUCUAUAUUACAUUUAUACGUGAGUGAAAGUAAAAAAGGAUAAAUCCAAGCCCUACUCAUCUUCUCGACUUUCUGACACCUGGUAGUGAUUCAAACUUUUUUUAAAUUGUUUACAGGUUUUAGGAUUUUUAAAUUACUGUAUUGAUUAUCAGCAUGCUAACUUAUAGCAAUGUGAAUAAUUAGGUGUCAAUCUGAAUUUAUUGUUUAUGAGAAAUAUGUUAUUAUUCAAAAGAAAGAGUUAUUGGAUAAAUAUUUUAUAGCUAAAAAAGUUUUUUAUUAAUUAAUUUUAUAUUAAAUCUAUACUAUUUCAAAAUAAUAUGGUGUAUGCUAAUGUCUAGUUCUGAAGAACACCAUGUAACAAAGUGCCAAAUCUAAAAACAAUCAGCCCAGUAGUCUCAGAUAAAAUCUGCAAAUUCCAACAAUCUGAAAAUCUUAUGAUAUAAGACCUCAUAUUUUGAUGGAGGAGGGUUGUCUUUUCUCUGAAACUAUUAGUACUGCUUAUUAAUUAAUAAAAAAAUAAUAGUUAUUAUUUAUUAAUUAUUUAACUAUUAAAAUUAAUAGUUUAUUUAUCAAAAAAUGUAAAGGAUGAUAAUGCAAAACUAUUUGCAGGAAAUUUCAGACUGCUAAUUUUCAUAAAAGUUAAAAUUAUUAAUUUUCCACUCUCCCUUCACUAUAUUAUUGAGGCAUUUAAUAGAAAUAAAACAUAUAAAUCACGAUUGUUAUUUAAAAGAAAAAGUCAACUGAAAAUAUUUGUACCAAAAAACCAUUAAAAAAAGUCAAUUAACUUGAUCUCUCAUAAAAGGUUUUGAUUCUUGCUGAAGAAAUUCUAUGUAUGAAUAUAGGAUAAUGUCCAAAACAAAAGAUAAAGUAAAAAAAAUAUGGUGAAAGUAUCAAUACUUUUGAAGAAAUAAGAACUUAAAUAUAUUUAAUCUAGUUUGAUCCUAAAAAAAUGGUCACAAACCUGUAAGUUCUUCCAGCAACAUUUGCAGUAAUUGUGGACCUCAUCCAUUUUAUUUUAUUUUAUCCUUAUUAAUGUCAUUAAUAACUUUCUUACCUAAAAUCUUCUGGUAUUGUUUAUGUUUGUCUCUGCAUUAGUCUUUAGUGCCAAAAUCUUUUCACCUCCCACUACUCUAAUAGUAAUUGGUACUUUGACAAUGAUUUCAAAUUAAUUACUAUAUGUACUAGAACAAACCAAUCUUAAUCAACUUUAGUAUUUCAUUUAAGGAAGUUCAACUAUAUUUAGUUACCAUUUAUAAUCUUAUAAUUUUAUUUUUUUGGAAUGUGUAAUAUUACAUGAUUCAAUACUCUUGUAUUCAUGCCCUAAUUCCUGUUAUUAGUAUUUAUUUAGAGUAAAAUUUAACACUGUAUUGAUUGUACAUCUUUAAAAUUGACCGUUUUGUGCUUUUUUGAAUCUAGCUUUGUAAUUGAGAAUAAAAUUAAUUGAUAACUUUAAAUAUUAAGUACAUAUGUGAAAAAAGUCAAUUUUUACCUGAAUAUUUCAAAAUAAAUUAUAGAAGGUCUGGAAUUUUUAUUAAAAAAAGGUUCAUAAUUUUCAGUCUUAAUACAAACAAUUUUUUUAAAAAAACUUAUUUUGUCAUGGGUGAAUCAUUUUAACUAUAAGGACCUAAGUUAAUAAUUGCAUAUAUAUUUAGUCUAUUUAUUAUAUGUAUUAAUUCCCAGGGUUAUAUUUUUCUUCAUAAUCCUCAUAGUUUUAUUGAGAAUAGAUUUAUUCAACAAAAGGAUGUUUUGUUGCUAUUCUAAUUUAUUUUCUAUCGGGACUUAAUAAAAUAGUGUGCAAGGUAUAAUUGACCUGUGGUUAUGGACUAUGACCUUAAAGCUUUAAUAUUGGUCGGAAGAAGUUAGAUUUCUCUGAUUACACUUAUUGUGAUGUAAAAGAGAAUCCAGUUAACUUCAUCGACCUAUCAGUGAUAGAUUUUAUGAAUUCAGGGUAACUGCUUACUUUAUGGGAAUACUGGAGUAUGAGAUAUCUUGAAUAUAUGUCAGGUCAGUAUCCUUGUCUGUUUUUAUCCAAUCAAUUUUAAGAUGAUAGAUUUCUCUAUAUUGAUAUUAAAACAUCCUCUUUUGGAUUCUAUUUAGUAUUGAAUCAGUAUUUAUAAAUUUUAAAUUCACUGAAACAGUGAAAGAUACUAAUAUUUAAGAAAGGUUUUGCACAUUUGUAUGUGUCUUGCUUAAGCACAAAUUUCUAGCAAAUAAAGUACUAGUCCUUUCAACCUCUGUAAAUAAAAUUAUAUAUUGUAUAUAUAAAUAUAUAUUUAUUGACAUGUAUAUAGUCCUUUGUAUAUACACUUGUCUCCAUUUAUUUAUAUAUAUCUGGCCUUGUUAGAAGUCAAUUUCCAAAACCAUUCCAUAUUUAUACUGAAUACUUUUGUACUUGUGGGGAAAAUGAAAUUUCAUUUUUAAAAAUUUCUCUUUUAACUAUAAAUAUUUGUCCAAUGAUUACGUCCUAACAUUAAAUAUUCUUAUUAGAAUGAGGUAUGCUCAAUUAUAUUUGCUUGGUUUAUUAGAAGUACUGUAGUUAAACUUUUGCUUCAAAAUUAAUGAAGGAAAACAUAUUAAUUAAUAUCUUAGAACAUGAAGUAUUCUGGGAAAUAUAUUAAUUAUUAAUAAUGUUAAAACUUACUGUCUUAUCUUCGAUUUUUCUGCAUAAAGUAGUUUUGCUAGAAAAGUAUAUAAGUCUAUGACUGAUUCUCUAGAUGAAAAUUAAAUUACAUAAUAAAAUUAUUGGAAUCUGGGGGAGUUUAUGUUGUAUAUUUUAUUACUAAUGGUGUAAAUAUUAUUUUCUUUAACAAUGCAUUGAUAAUAUAAAUCAAUAGUGAUAUUUUUUAUUGUAAACUUUUAUCAUUACUUGGUCUGAAAUGUUCAUUAAUUUUUUUCCAAUAAAUUAAAACCACUCAAAUGAAAUGUAGAUAUGAAUAUACCUACAGAACAAGCAUUGGUCAUCGCCAUGUGGUUUCAAAAUCAAACAAUAGCUUAGUUCUUGAAAUUGUUCUUUAUUUGUUGUCCAUACGCCUGUUAAAAACAAAAUCCUAAAAAUUAAAAAGGAAUAAAAAAACAUUAAAAUUUUAAAUUAAAGAAUACUGUCCCUUGAAAUAAUUCUAAAGCCGAGGUUCUCUACCUUAUGGCAUGGGCGAUUGAAAAAAAUAGUGGUGGGCUCAAUCAGAUGAAAAAAAAGGGUUACAUUUUUUUUUAUAUAUACAACUUGUAACAUAUAUUUAUUAUGAAAGUCAAAUGAAAAUUGAUCAUUAAAGAGUAGAUAAAUAAGAUUAUAUUAACGAAAAUAUCAACUGUAUAAAAUAUUAAUUAAGUCGGCCUCUUAAGAGAAAACCGAGCUGAAAUAUAUACAAAAUAAACUGCAGUGAAUAGGUUACAAAUUAGUUUUACCUAUCUUUUUUUUUUUUUAUUAUUUUGACACAUUGCUUUAGAAACAUGUAUGCCUGUGGGCAUUAGGUUGAGAACCUUUGCUUCAGAGAAUGUUGCAUUAAGCAUUCCUUUUUUAUAAAACUGUUCUAGUUGUUGGUCUAGCGCCUUAAAAUAUAUUUUAUUUAUUUUUUUAUGAAAUAAACUUACUGAGAAUUUCAUUUGUUUCAAAUAAUUCUGACAAUUACUUUAAAGUUAAAAAUUCUUGUCAUUACAGUUAAAUAUUUUUGUAAAUGAAUUAUGUUGUAAGCUUCUGAAUAAAACUCAAAUCUGAAAGUUGUAAACAAAUACAUAUAAAAUAAUGUUAAAGGGUUUAAAAAUAAAUUAUAAAAAAUACUCUGACCACAUGGAAUCAUACAAUUCAGGCCCUGGUUUCUAGACCUCUAAUACUGUAAAAACAGAGGGGACUGUAAUCUUAUUUCAAGCUGUAAUAGUUUACAAGUUAAAGUCAUUUCUCUCUCUCUCUCAUAGUAUUUUGUGGUAUAGAUAUGAAAUAUCGAUAACUAAAGGCCAUGUUCUCUCAGAUUAAAAACAAAAAUUUGUGCAAUUGUGUCUAUGGUCUAAAAAAACAACAUAAAAUGAGAUUAGUUUUAAUGGGUGUGUAGUAAACAGCUUUUUUUAAUAUGUUGGUAUUGAGACAAGAGUGAACUGCUCUAACUUAACCAUUAACAUACAACUAGUUAAUGGAGCACAUGCUUUUUCUCAAUUCUAAUCAUCUCGUAGAAAAAACAAAACAAAAACAUUACCCUGCACUUUGUAUUUAUGAUUUAAUCAAUAAGACAAUUUCUAAUAUCAUGUCUCAUAAUUUAGUCAACAAAAUCUACAAACUGAUUUGGCCAUGCCUUCAUUGAUUUAAUAUUUCUGAAAUGAAGAAAAAGUUAUUUGUUUUAUUUUUAUUUUUAUAAUAUAUGUGAAUUAAAAUGCUCAAAUCAUUAACUACUUUUUCCUAUUUGUUUAUGUUUUAUAAUUGUUUAUAUUUAUAUGUAUAUUUUAUAAUGAAUUUGAAGAUUCAAUGUAAUUA
This is a messenger RNA of Nezara viridula (southern green stink bug), 11083 nucleotides long. The record is from the annotation of a GenBank genome assembly. NCBI's taxonomy places the organism in Eukaryota, Metazoa, Arthropoda, Insecta, Hemiptera, Pentatomidae.